UCGCCUCUUCGCCUGUGUAUUUCUAGUCUUAGGUAGCCUGUACCCUCUACCCUGUAGUAGCUACUUCAAGGUUUCACUUCGAUAUCAUACCAAUAACGUUCGGAAAUAAUCUUUGAAAACAUAACUGUCCAUCUCUGAACGCCCAUCCUGUACAGCAGUUGUUACGAACGGAAUUGCGCCUUGGCGGGAAUAAAGAUUUAAUGAAAAACUCAAAAUGAGGGGGACGAGGUAAGUAAUCGAUGAUUGACCAGUGUAAUCCUGCCUUUGAAGUGGACUACCAUUUGCCACGUCAUUUGUCGCUAAGUCAGCGCAACCUAAGGUUUACAACUAGUUUUGUUGGCAAUUAGUUGGCGCCAAUUUUUUUAAAACUUGCGAUGGCUUCUUAUCAAUCGGCUGAUUACGAUUAUUCAUCAGUAAAGUUAGCUGAUUUCGAAAUCGGACAGUAUAUCGGCAAAGGACAAUUUAGCGUGGUAAAUCGCGCUCGUUGUAAAGUUAGUAAUGAAAUGGUUGCGUUAAAAAAGGUUCAGCUAUACGAAAUGACAGAUUUAAAAGCCCGUAAUGACUGCAUGAAAGAAAUUCAACUUUUGCAGCAAUUAAAUCAUCCAAAUGUCGUGUGCUACAUUCAUUCUUUCGUGGAGAACAAAGAACUUCAAAUCGUCCUCGAACUAGCCGACGCCGGUGAUCUUGCUCAACUUUUGCGAUAUUGCCAAAGACAACAUCGACUUUUGGUAGAAAAAACGAUAUGGCACUAUUUUGUUCAACUUUGCAGCGCUCUGGAACACAUGCACAGCAAAAGAGUUUUACAUAGAGAUAUCAAACCAGCGAAUGUUUUCAUGACAGCAAAAGGGGUCGUUAAGUUGGGCGAUUUGGGAUUGAGUCGUUUUUUUAGCUCGAAAACCUUGGCAGCACAUUCACUAGUUGGCACCCCUUACUAUAUGAGUCCUGAAAGGUUAAAACAAACCGGCUACGAUUUCAAGUCGGAUAUUUGGUCGCUGGGCUGCCUUUUAUACGAGAUGGCCGCUCUUCAAUCACCUUUCUAUGGAGAGAAAACAAAUUUGUUCUCUCUCUGCCAAAAGAUUGAGAGAUGUGAAUACCCUCCGAUUCCUUCAACUCACUACAGUCACGAGCUUCGCCAACUAGUAGUGACAUGCAUACAUCCAACACCAGAAAAAAGACCAGAUGCCUACCAAGUACUGCAGAGCUCACAAGCCAUGAAUGCUCGAUUUUGUAACAAUCCAGACUAUGCUGCUAUUUCGGAUACGCGACGAUAUGGAACCACUAAUCACACACCUAACAAUUUGCGGCCAGAAGCAGUGUUUCAUAACAACAAUUCAAAAAUCAAACAAAUAUAUGCUGGGAGCCAUCAGUCAGGGAAUUUCUAAGUCAUAAUAAAAUUAUACUUCUCCAGUGUUAGGUGCAAUUAUUCUUUGCAUCCCACUUUUAUUACCAAAUUUUAAGUGAUACGUGAUAUAUGUAUAUUUGAAAUACAAUGAAGUUCUUUUCUUA
This is a messenger RNA of Daphnia magna, 1506 nucleotides long. Its product is annotated as serine/threonine-protein kinase Nek7. Gene Ontology annotation, biological process: protein phosphorylation. NCBI's taxonomy places the organism in Eukaryota, Metazoa, Arthropoda, Branchiopoda, Diplostraca, Daphniidae. The record is from RefSeq and is a predicted model, not a curated record. Bases 375 to 1382 code for a protein of 335 amino acids. Gene Ontology annotation, molecular function: protein kinase activity; ATP binding. The transcript is spliced from 7 exons.